UCACAACUUCCGGUCCGGUCGUCUUUCCCGUCGUAAGGCUCCUCCUGUGCUGGGCGAGCGAGCCGCGAAGGUUCCGGAGCAGGAUUGGGUGUGCGGCGUUCGCCUUCUCUUUGGCACUCGACCGAAGUGACCCAAGCCCCACAGGGGAGACCGGAGCCAAUCAUUUUUGCUCAAGUAUCUGGGAACGGUUUCUUCUUGCGCCCUACAAGACAUCCUGGGACUUUUGGUUUUGCCUCGGGGAGCGGACUCUCCGAACCUGACAGCUGACGGAAGUGAGGCUGCGGGGGAAUGGCAGCCGCGGCGACCAUGGCGGCGGCUGCUCGGGAGCUGGUGUUGCGGGCCGGGGCCUCAGAUAUGGAGGAGGAGGAGGGCCCGCUGGGGGGUGCCUCUGGACUCCAAGAGCCCCUGCAACUUGGGGAGUUGGAUAUCACCUCCGAUGAAUUCAUCCUGGAUGAGGUGGAUGUUCACAUCCAGGCAAAUCUGGAGGAUGAACUGGUGAAGGAGGCUCUCAGAACGGGUGUGGAUCUGCGACACUAUUCGAAGCAAGUAGAGCUGGAGCUGCAGCAGAUUGAGCAGAAAUCGAUCCGGGACUACAUCCAAGAGAGUGAGAACAUAGCGUCUCUGCACAAUCAGAUCACAGCCUGUGAUGCUGUCCUGGAGCGCAUGGAGCAGAUGUUGGGAGCUUUUCAGAGUGACCUCAGCUCCAUCAGCUCUGAGAUCCGGACCCUGCAGGAGCAGUCAGGGGCCAUGAACAUCCGACUUCGUAACCGACAGGCAGUUCGGGGGAGACUUGGGGAACUUGUAGAUGGGCUAGUGGUGCCCUCCACUCUGGUCACAGCAAUUCUGGAAGCUCCAGUGACAGAGGCCAGGUUCCUGGAGCAGCUGCAGGAGCUGGACGCCAAGGCAGCCGCAGUCAGGGAGCAGGAGGCCAGAGGCACAGCUGCCUGUGCAGACGUCAGAGGCGUGCUGGACCGGCUCCGGGUCAAGGCAGUGACAAAGAUCCGCGAGUUCAUCCUCCAGAAGAUUUAUUCGUUCAGAAAGCCCAUGACCAACUAUCAGAUCCCCCAGACAGCCCUGCUGAAGUACAGGUUUUUCUAUCAGUUUCUGUUGGGCAACGAGCGAGCAACAGCCAAGGAGAUCAGGGAUGAAUACGUGGAGACGCUGAGCAAGAUCUACCUGUCUUAUUUCCGCUCCUACCUGGGGCGGCUCAUGAAAGUGCAGUACGAGGAAGUUGCCGAGAAAGACGAUCUAAUGGGUGUGGAAGACACAGCAAAGAAAGGAUUCUUCUCGAAGCCGUCCCUCCGAAGCAGGAACACCAUCUUCACCCUGGGGACCCGGGGUGCUGUCAUCUCCCCCACUGAACUCGAGGCCCCCAUCCUGGUGCCCCACACUGCCCAGCGUGGAGAGCAGAGGUAUCCGUUCGAGGCUCUCUUCCGCAGUCAGCACUACGCCCUCCUCGACAAUUCCUGCCGUGAAUAUCUUUUCAUCUGUGAAUUCUUUGUCGUAUCUGGCCCAGCUGCUCAUGACCUGUUCCAUGCUGUCAUGGGCCGCACACUCGCCAUGACUCUGAAACACCUGGAGUCCUACCUGGCCGACUGCUACGACGCCAUUGCUGUUUUCCUCUGUAUCCACAUCGUUCUCCGAUUCCGCAACAUCGCAGCCAAGAGGGAUGUCCCUGCCCUGGACAGGUACUGGGAGCAGGUGCUUGCCUUGCUGUGGCCUCGCUUUGAGCUGAUCCUGGAGAUGAAUGUCCAGAGUGUCCGCAGCACCGACCCCCAGCGCCUUGGGGGCCUGGACACUCGGCCCCACUAUAUCACACGCCGCUAUGCUGAGUUCUCCUCUGCACUUGUGAGCAUCAACCAGAAUCCCAAUGAGCGCACCCUGCAGCUGCUGGGACAGUUACAGGUGGAGGUGGAGAAUUUUGUCCUCCGAGUGGCUGCAGAGUUCUCCUCCAGGAAGGAGCAGCUUGUGUUUCUGAUCAACAACUACGACAUGAUGCUGGGUGUGCUGAUGGAGCGGGCAGCUGAGGACAGCAAGGAGGUGGAGAGCUUCCAGCAGCUGCUCAAUGCUCGCACACAGGAAUUCAUUGAAGAGCUGCUGUCUCCCCCCUUCGGGGGUCUGGUGGCCUUUGUGAAGGAGGCUGAAGGUUUGAUUGAGCGAGGACAGGCCGACCGACUUCGAGGGGAAGAAGCCCGAGUCACUCAGCUGAUCCGGGGCUUUGGGAGUUCCUGGAAGGCCUCCGUGGAGUCUCUGAGUCAGGAUGUCAUGCGGAGUUUCACUAACUUCCGAAAUGGAACCAGCAUCAUCCAGGGGGCGCUGACCCAGCUGAUCCAGCUCUACCACCGCUUCCACCGGGUGCUGGCACAGCCGCAGCUCCGGGCGCUGCCAGCCAGGGCGGAGCUCAUCAACAUUCAUCACCUCAUGGUGGAGCUCAAGAAACACAAGCCCAACUUCUGACUCGUUCCCCGGGGUGGCGGCUCCCAUGCGCUCUGAAUGUCACACACUGACACUGGGACCUGAGGGCUCCCACGGACUCUGCAUGUCACACUCCGUCCCCUGGGUCCCCUUCCCCUUCCUGUUGUCUCUCAGGCUCCCACACUCCUCACCGCCUCCGCUGCAGGAUUCUGCCUCAGCAGAGUGUGCAAGUCUGCUCCUCCCUGGACUGGGAGGGGACGUUAUCAUUCCUGUCCCUGUCCCUCCUCCCCUGUGUGUUCACACCUGUGAAAGCUCCCCCACCUCAGUCUCUGAUGGACUCUCAAUCUUAGGACAGGGCAGUGGAGGCCGCCUUCCCUCUCUUGUAGCUUGGUCAUCUUCGGUCUCCACUUGAACACUAACCCAUCACCUCCUGGCUGGGGUUCAGGCUGUCUGUCUGUCUGUCUGUAGGCAAUAAUAAGCACUUAAUGUACUGUGA
Molecule: messenger RNA, 2911 nt
Organism: Peromyscus leucopus (white-footed mouse)
Lineage: Eukaryota; Metazoa; Chordata; Mammalia; Rodentia; Cricetidae
Gene: Vps52
Product: VPS52 subunit of GARP complex
Biological process (GO): endocytic recycling; retrograde transport, endosome to Golgi; lysosomal transport
Cellular component (GO): GARP complex
Molecular function (GO): syntaxin binding
Source: RefSeq, a predicted model, not a curated record